Molecule: messenger RNA, 3246 nt
Organism: Epinephelus moara (kelp grouper)
Lineage: Eukaryota; Metazoa; Chordata; Actinopteri; Perciformes; Serranidae
Gene: stk39
Product: serine threonine kinase 39
Exons: 18
Coding region: 109-1845 (578 amino acids)
Biological process (GO): protein phosphorylation
Molecular function (GO): protein serine/threonine kinase activity; ATP binding
Source: RefSeq, a predicted model, not a curated record
AAUAGUGAUUUUAAUCAAUGUCUUCCUGUGUGUAUUGAACCAUUGUGUACUCAACUGGCAUGUCACUGAAAAGUGUGUGUGCGCGCGCGUGUGCGUUAGUGCGCGCGCAUGUGUGCGGUCCGUUAUUUUCCGGGUUGUGUCUCCUCGCUGGCGGUAGUUGCUCCGCUGCAGCCGCCAGCUGACAUUUGUACUGAGGAGGUGAGGUCAAAUUUGACUGUCUCUCUCUCCCUCUCGGUGUGUGUCUGUCUGUCUGCCACAGAGGCUGCUAACAAGCGCAGAAUCAUCAUCAUCAUCAUGGCGGAUCAAGGCGAAUCUCCGGCUCCGGUCCUCCACCCGCAACCAGCGCUGACAACCAGCUGGCCAAUUACCAGGGAGUCGUACGAGCUGCAGGAAGUCAUAGGCAGCGGGGCCACAGCUGUGGUGCAGGCAGCCCUCUGUACCCCCAGACAGGAGCGCGUUGCCAUAAAGAGAAUAAACCUGGAAAAAUGCCAGACCAGCAUGGAUGAGCUAUUGAAAGAAAUCCAAGCGAUGAGCCAGUGCAACCAUCCCAACGUUGUCUCCUACUACACCUCCUUUGUGGUGAAGGAUGAGCUUUGGUUAGUCAUGAAGCUUCUGAGUGGAGGCUCUAUGCUGGAUAUAAUUAAGCACACAAACAAAGAGGACCACAGAAAUCGAGCGCUAGAUGAGCCAAUUAUUGCUACCAUACUAAAAGAAGUCCUGGAGGGCCUGGACUAUCUGCACAGAAAUGGACAGAUUCACAGGGAUGUGAAAGCUGGAAACAUACUACUGGGAGAAGACGGAUCUGUUCAGAUUGCAGAUUUUGGAGUAAGCGCGUUCCUAUCCACCGGGGGGGAUGUGACUAGGAACAAAGUACGGAAGACCUUUGUUGGCACGCCAUGCUGGAUGGCGCCGGAGGUGAUGGAACAGGUUCGAGGCUAUGAUUUCAAAGCAGAUAUUUGGAGUUUUGGAAUUACAGCUAUAGAGUUAGCAACAGGCUCUGCACCCUAUCACCGCUACCCUCCCAUGAAGGUUUUAAUGCUCACCCUACAGAACGAUCCACCCACUCUGGAGACAGGUGUAGAAGACAAGGAAGUGCUAAAAAAAUACGGCAAAUCGUUUAGGAAGCUAAUAACUAUGUGCCUUCAGAAGGAUCCUGCCAAAAGGCCCACAGCCGCAGAGCUUUUGAAGUGUAAAAUCUUCCAAAAGGCCAAGAACAGAGAAUAUCUGGUUGAAAAGCUUUUGUGUCACGCACCAAAGAUUUCCCAGAGAGCGAAGAAGGUGAGGAGAGUCCCAGGCUCCAGUGGCCACCUGCACAAGACGGAGGACGGAGACUGGGAGUGGAGCGACGACGAGAUGGACGAAGGCAGCGAGGAGGGCAAGGCAGCGGUGAAUCAGGGCAGGGUAGGUGAGACUCCACAUCGGCCAGCCUCAGCAUCACGAAGGGUCAGAGAUGAGGCCAAAGACAAUGAGGAGAAUGCCAACAAUGUCCCUAUUGAAGGGUUGUCUAUUCAGCAUCCCCAGGUUGAGCCAUAUGGGGACACUCCGUACAUUCAGGGUGCUGUGAACAUGGUACUACGGCUAAGGAACUCUAGAAAGGAGCUGAAUGACAUCCGGUUCGAAUUCACUCCUGGGCGAGACACUGCUGAUGGCGUUUCCCAGGAACUGUUCUCGGCCGGCCUCGUCAACGGGCACGAUGUUGUUGUUGUUGCUGCUAACCUUCAGAAGAUUGUAGAUGACCCAACUACCUACAAAGUAUUGACCUUUAAGCUGGCUUCCGGCUGCGACGACACUGAGAUCCCAGAUGAAGUGAAGCUGAUCGGCUUUGCGCAGCUAAGUGUUAGUUGAUGCUCUCUUCGUGCCUGAAGCAGGUGAGACAGUGGGGAGACAGUUCAGGGCAGACAGACUGAAGAACACACCGCCACUUCCUGCAACAUUAUCCCCAGCACCCUCCCUGAAAACUCACUCCCUCUCCUCCCUCACUCCUCACCUUCCCUGAGCCCAAGCUCGGCCACCGCCCCACCUACACCUCCUUAGCACCGACUUCCCUGCUCACUGUCCCCUGGCCUUUAACCUUAACAACAUUCCACCGCCUAGCGCACAAAGCGGGAUCAGGAUACAGCCCAGGAACCUAAAGAUGUACUCAGGUGGUGACUUAAGGUGAUUAAGAUGUAGCUUUGAAUGUUUUAUUUAUUUUUUUUCUUUUACUCAUUUUUGUUUUGCGUCACAUCGCCUUUGUGUUUAGCGAAGCUCUCAUUAUUUAUUGAAAUGAGAAGGUAUUUUUAUGUUGUUUAUCACGCUGUUUUGUUGCCACAGUGAAAACAAAUAGACUCGCAUCUCACAAACACACUCAUUCGUGAUGUUUCCCUGAGGUCUUUGUCAGAAUGUAAGAUUUAGUUCAUUUAUGGGAAAAAGCACAUUUUCAUAAUAACAUAAUGAAUGUCUAAAAGGAGGGCGACUUGUAUUUGUGUGAAGACCUGUUUUACACUGACAAGAAGGGAACCAUUUGCUUGAGAGAGUGCAGAGGGAAAAAGAAAGAAGAGACCUGGAUGCUACUGUGUAUAAUUUGCUGCUCUUGACAGUGCUAAUGCUUCAAAAUGUUAGAGGUGCCUUGUUCAUUUUUCUGUGCCUAAGAAAGUAGACAAUGAGUGAGACCACACAAAGAGCAGAACCUGCUGAUUACCAUUUCAGUUUAAGUCAAGUAUCUUCACUUAAUGAGACAAGCUACAAUGCACUUUUGGGCUGAGUGUGUGCACCCGACAAGCAGAUGCUUAGCCCCCGGAGACAAGUUAACUUGUGCUUUUGUCAUCAGACAAAUAAAACAUAACAGAACCUGUAGUCAAUGUAAUCUGCUCUGGUUGACGUGUAUUCAGAUGCCGGGUUAAUCGACAAAACCACAACAGUUUUUAUUUUCUUGCUCUGUCCUGCUGCACUACAAAACCCUUUGUUCCCCAAAAAUAUAUAGUAGUUACUAAAAUGUACUGUAUGACAAUGCAUCUGAGGAUGAAACCAAAAGGCAACUAUUGAAAGGUUGACGAGCCAUUUGUUUGUCCAAAACAAGUCCAGUAGUUCUAAAUUAUUUUCAAGUAUUCAGAUGGUAAAUGUUAACUUCUAAUACGUUCUUUAUUAUGAAGUAAUUUAUUGUGUUUUCUAUGUACAGUAUGUGUACCAUUUCAGCAUAUUACACCUGUUCCCUCUCUGUAAUCAGCUGAUGUCAAAUUUUUGACAAGAAGCAACAAUAAAGAAUUG